Molecule: messenger RNA, 702 nt
Organism: Trichophyton benhamiae CBS 112371
Lineage: Eukaryota; Fungi; Ascomycota; Eurotiomycetes; Onygenales; Arthrodermataceae
Exons: 2
Coding region: 1-702 (233 amino acids)
Source: RefSeq, a predicted model, not a curated record
AUGCAUUUGCCCUCCUCCGAGGGCAUCCUUCAAAAAGCUGGAGCUGAAGCCCGUCUCCUGCUGAUUCUUUCUUUCCUUUUUUUUUUUUCCUCUUCUUCCUCACCCUUCGCUGCUCCAUCUUUCCACAGCCCAAGUACGCUACCAAGGCAGCCUAUAUUGCUUUUUCGCUCUCACGCUCCAGCCUGGGUUCCUGGAUUUUCCAACUCUCAGCCCAAAAGUCUCUCUCGUCCUGCCACCUUGUCACAUCCACCUCCAUCUUCACCACCCGCCGUGCCCCCAUUAGCCCUUUCUGACCCCUUCUCAAACCCCUCUCACCUCCUCUCAACCUGCUACCUGCCUCUUUUUCUCGCUCUUCUCGCUUUUUUUCCUUCUUCUUUUCGCCGUCUCUUGCUUGCGUCUUUCGCGCUGGCAGAAAAGAAGGCCCUCCCCCCAAAAAACGAGUCGCGCCCGCCCACCGCCUUCCCUUUUCUCUCUCUCUUUUUUUCGCUUUUCCCUCUUAGUUUUUUCUUCCUCUUCAGCUUCACUUUUGCCUCUUUUGGAUCUUUCAACCUCGACCCUCCGUCUCUCUCCCGCUGCUCGUUCUUCCUCCUCCUCCGUCCGCCUCCCCUCUCCCUCUCCCUCUCACCACCUCUCUCGCCCCCCUCGCUUCUCUUUCUCGUCGUCUUCGUCUCUCCGUCUUCGUUUCUUUCUCCUCGUGUUUAG